Ilex paraguariensis (yerba mate) is the source of this 1683-nucleotide messenger RNA. Lineage: Eukaryota; Viridiplantae; Streptophyta; Magnoliopsida; Aquifoliales; Aquifoliaceae. The record is from the annotation of a GenBank genome assembly.
AUGCAGUCACGAAGAACACUAGUUAUCAUGAAGAGACAAAGACCCACGCCACCACCACCUACCAAAGCCAUUCCGCCCACUCCUUCAACCCCUCCCACCCCACAAAUCAUCCACAAAACCCUCCAUUCCAAGACUAUCAAUCUCAAACCCAACUCACACUCCUUCAGGAAAGUGAAACCCAAGAGAGACCUAUUCACCAAUCUUAAACUCCCCAAUACACCACCACCCACAAUCCCAAUCUCACAAGAACUCAAAUGGGUACCCCUCAAUCUUGGCAAAUCAGAGCUCUACUUGCCCCUCACAUUCCCCACUGGCCAAACCUUCAGGUGGAAACAAACAGGUCCUCUUCAGUACACUGGUGCUGUUGGGUCCAAUUUGGUGUCCCUCAAACAGCUUGAUAAUGGCGAUGUGGGUUAUUACUUUCAUUACGCCACCUCUGAGGCUAGUGCUAGGUUGGCUUUAUUGGAUUUUCUGAAUGUGGGUAUUUCUUUGAAUGAUAUGUGGGAGGUAUUUUCAGCUGCUGAUUCUAGAUUCGCUGAAUUGGCACGGCAUUUGGGCGGUUCUCGGGUGCUUAGGCAAGACCCACUUGAGUGCCUCAUUCAAUUUAUUUGUUCAUCCAAUAAUAAUAUUCGAAGAAUUACUGGAAUGGUUGAUUUCGUGUCAUCAUUGGGAAAUUAUUUGGGGACUGUUGAAGGUUUUGCAUUCCAUGAAUUCCCGUCCUUAGACAGGUUGUCGCAGGUAUCUGAGGCAGAGCUUAGAGAGGCAGGUUUUGGUUACAGGGCAAAAUAUAUUAUUGGCACUGUUCGGGCAUUGCAAUCAAAACCUAUGGGAGGUGUGGAGUGGCUUGCUUCUCUUCGCGAGUUAGAUCUUCAAAAGGCAAUUGAUGGUCUCUCCACUCUACCUGGUGUUGGUCCCAAGGUGGCAGCAUGCGUUGCUCUUUUCUCUUUAGAUCAACACCAUGCUAUUCCUGUUGAUACUCAUGUUUGGCAGAUUGCGACAAGAUACCUCAUCCCUGAGUUGGCAGGCACCCGUCUGACACCUAAAGUUUGCAAUCGUGUAGCUGAUGCUUUUCUGAGCAAAUAUGGGAAGUAUGCUGGUUGGGCUCAAACUCUGCUUUUCAUUGCUGAACUACCUUCACAAAAGGCAAUACUACCAUUGAAUUUUUCGACUGCUGAUGCAAAAAAGGCUACUCCAUCAGAAAAUGAAGAAACAGGUAAUGCAAAAAGCAACAAGGAUGGGUCUGCGUGAGCAUGCACAACUUUGGUUACACUUUCCUUCCAUUGCAGCAAAUUACUCAAUCACAUUGCAUGUGGCUUAAGAUGAGCUAAAUAUUGAUCUCAAGACGAAAAAGGUGAUUGGUUUGAGGCAUAAACACAAUGGCCUUUAUUACUUGGAUUGCGAAUGUUCCUUUCCUACCUUAAGUGCAAUUAUGUCUUCUUUCCAGUUGCAUUUUCGACUAGUUCAUCAUUCUUUGCAGAAAUUGCCUCAAGUCACCCCUGGUUUGAGUUCCUCUUCUAUGUUAGAAUGCGAAGCUUGUCACCUAGGUAAGCAUCACUGUAAUUCUUUUCUUCCUAGCUCUUCAAGUUGUCAAUCUAGUUGUUUUCAUGUUCAUACAAAUAUUUGGUGCCUCGCAAGAGUUAAAAGUAAUUCUGGUUUUUAAUAUUUUGUGAUCUUUGUUGAUGA